AUGAAAUCGUCAUCCACAAAACGCAAUGCACUAGAGACUUUGAAGCAGUCAAUAGUUCCAUGGCUUAGUUUCGAAAUUUGUGGAAGCUGUUCUGGAUGUUUUGGUGCUGCUGUUUGUAAGAUGUUUCGAAAGCCGACAAAAAAGAGUGCAGCACGUAGACGAACAGACGGAUGGGACGACAAGGAGGAUGCUGGGAACACAGCUGAAACUGCGCCAGUAAUCGCUCCACGAAAAGACGCUGUUCCAGCGAAGCCUUUGGAUGACGACGAUGACGUAGACACGCCGGUAUCGAAACCACCCGCUCUUCUUAGUUUUGACAACGAUGAAGGUGCCGAUGUUGAUUUCGUCUUGAAAAAGAACAAGAAAAAGGUGAAAGAGCUGAAACGGCUACAAAAACUGGAAGAAGAAGCCGAAAAGGAACGGCUUCGGGAGGAAGAAGAACGAAAAGAAAACGAACGGAAAGAAAAGGAGAAGAAGAAGAAAGAGCGAGAGAAGAAGAAGGAGAAGGAUAGAAGAGAAGCGAAAAAUCGAUACUUGGACAAAUAUCGCGAUUGUUCCAGCAAAAUUAAACCGCCUCUCCCCGACAGCGAUGACGAAGUUGAUGAAGCCCAUUCGAAGUUUCCUGGAACAAUAUCUUCGAUACCUGAUUCCCGGGCGGUGUAUGAAGCGAAGAAGAGACGCGAGCGGAUGAGGAGGGAGGGAGCUGAUGGGAUGAUCCCCUUGGAUGAUGAUCAGAAACUAGCCGAAAAAGGAGUCAGGUCUAGGCUAAUACGAGAGGAUGAAAAUGACGAUUCCGACGAAGAAGCGCCAAAGUUCUAUUCAUCUCGAGAUUUACUCCGAAUGGAAGAGGAACGUCGUCGAGAAGAGCAGGAUCAUUUUUUAGAACAAGAACAAGGUGACGAAAGAGAAGUAGACGAAGAAGCAGACGAAUGGGAGAAGCAACAAAUUCUUAAGGCUGUCAGCAGACAUACGAUCGGCCAGAUUCGAGCUGAUUACGAUAAUUCCACACGGCUGUACCGUCAAAGAAUGCAGGAGUUUGCGAUACCUGAAGCCACUGACAUGGACAUUGAUAUGGAUGGCAUCGUGGAAAAUUUCAAGGCAAGAAGCAUUGGUCCAACUAAUACGGGUGGUACUAUAACCGUAGAGGACAUAUUAGCGAAACUGAAGUCUUAUACUAUUGACCGAGAAGAAAGAUUAAACGCAAGAAGGCAUGAAGUAUCGAAGAUUGAACAAACUAUGGAAGAAAAUAGGGAAACAAUUAAAAAGAUUGAAACCGACAUGCCUGUCCUGGCGAAUAAGUAUGCGAUGUAUCAAGAGCUGCGAGUGUACUCUCGUAGCCUCCUCGAAUGUCUCAAUGAGAAAGUUGCUGAAAUCAACGAACUUGGUGAUAAGCGUCAAGCUUUAGCGAAAGCUAAAGUGGAAAGAUUAACUAGGCGUAGGCGACGUGAUAUACGAGAUGCUUACAAUGAUUGCGUGACAGCAGCUGCGGGGAAAAAUCCGUCGAUGACAAGAACUCCAGACGUGAUGAUACGAGUUGCAGAAAGGGAUGCAAGGAGAGCUAGGAGACGUAGAGAGCGGGAAGGCACACUUUCUGGUAUUUCGCACGAAGAAGGACUUAGUAGUGAUGAUGAUGAACCAACAAGUCAACAGCUGGCUGACCAAGAAGCUGCAGUUGAAAUUGACAACGCACUCCGCAUGGUAUUUGUUGACGCCUUGGAUGAUUAUGCUCACUUGCGGAAAGUGUUGGACAGAAUGAUCGAUUGGUUUGCUGUUGAUGGGACAACGUUUCAAGAUGCUUACGUACAGUUGUGUAUACCGAAGCUUGCAUCGCCUUAUGUACGUAUACAACUUAUUACUGCUGACAUUUUGAACAGGGAUGACUUUUUGCUGUCAGCAAUGCCAUGGUACAUAGAUUGCCUGCAAGCUGCUGAGGGCAACACUGAUGUUGAUCCUAAGCACGAAAUUAUAACUGGGAUUAUUCCUUUAAUAAUUGAGAAAGUGGUACUCCCAUUCUUGACAGAUAUUGUCAACGUAGAGUGGGAGCCGAUGUCGCUCAAACAGUCGCAACGUCUGGGAGCUGUUCUUAGUGGGCUUUCUGACUACCCUAAAUUAAACGUUGAUGAAAGCAAAUCAUUUGCUGUUUUGGCCGCCGCUGUGAAAGCGAAGAUCAGCUCAGCAAUUGACGACGAUCUGUUUGUACCCAUUUACUCUAAACAAUCCAUUAAAAAUCCAGCAACUGGAUGUGCAGCAUUUUUGGAUCGGCAAUAUUGGGCUGCCAUUAAGCUUCUUCGUGGUCUUCGAGCAUUUUCAUCAUUUCUAAAUCCGGCCAUUCGCCUGGAACUGAUGUUAGACGGUGUUGUUAAUCGGGUAUGCGUUGUAGCUUUGGAGACUGGUAUUUUGGAUGACGCUUCGUGUGAAAGGAAGGUGCGUGCUCUUUUGGGAGAAAUUCCUGAAGAGAUGAUCGAGACGGCCAAGCCGGAUUCAUUUCGUAAUCUCAUCCGAUGUUUAGGACGAGUAGUGGACGAACAGAAGGCUGCCGGAAGAGGUUACUACAGAGAUGUAAGAAAGUACAUAGAGAAACUGCAGAAGAAAUCCUCCGAGUGA
Molecule: messenger RNA, 2604 nt
Organism: Necator americanus (New World hookworm)
Lineage: Eukaryota; Metazoa; Nematoda; Chromadorea; Rhabditida; Ancylostomatidae
Exons: 23
Coding region: 1-2604 (867 amino acids)
Biological process (GO): mRNA splicing, via spliceosome
Cellular component (GO): nucleus
Molecular function (GO): DNA binding
Source: RefSeq, a predicted model, not a curated record